CCACGAUGAACAUCCAGUACGAGGAGCCGACCUUGAGCAGCAGCUACAGCGUGGUGGGCUCCUUUCCGAAAAGCUUCGGUUAUGGUUUGGAGGACCAGGACCUGGACCCGGAGGACAGCAGCCCAUCCACCAGCAAACCCAGGAUCCUGCUGAUGGGUCUGAGGAGGAGCGGCAAGUCCUCCAUCCAGAAGGUUGUUUUCCACAAAAUGUCUCCCAACGAGACUUUAUUCCUGGAAAGCACCAACAAAAUCUACAAGGACGACAUCUCCAGCAGCUCCUUCGUUAACUUCCAGAUCUGGGAUUUUCCCGGCCAGGUGGACUUCUUUGACCCCACAUUUGACAGUGAAAUGAUCUUCAAGGGAACCGGAGCUCUGAUCUUUGUCAUCGAUGCACAGGACGACUACAUGGAGGCUCUAGGCCGGUUACAUCUGACUGUCUCCAGAGCCUACAAAGUGAAUCCAGACAUCAACUUUGAGGUGUUCAUCCAUAAGGUGGACGGACUGUCAGAUGACCACAAAAUUGAGACGCAAAGAGACAUCCACCAGAGAGCCAACGACGACCUGGCAGACGCCAGCCUGGAGAAGCUUCACCUCAGCUUCUACCUGACCAGCAUCUACGACCACUCCAUCUUUGAGGCCUUCAGUAAAGUUGUGCAGAAACUCAUCCCUCAGCUGCCAACUUUGGAGAACCUCCUGAACAUCUUCAUAUCACACUCUGGGAUCGAGAAGGCCUUCCUGUUUGACGUCGUCAGUAAGAUCUACAUCGCCACCGACAGCUCUCCUGUGGACAUGCAGUCCUACGAGCUCUGCUGCGACAUGAUCGACGUCGUCAUCGAUGUCUCCUGCAUCUACGGGCUAAUGGAGGACGGCGGCGGCUGUGCCUACGAUAACGAGUCUUCAGCUAUCAUCAAGUUGAACAACACCACGGUGCUCUAUCUGAAGGAGGUCACAAAGUUCCUGGCUCUGGUCUGCAUCCUCAGGGAGGAGAGUUUCGAGAGGAAAGGUCUGAUAGACUACAACUUCCAUUGUUUCCGGAAAGCGAUCCAUGAAGUGUUUGAGGUGGGAAGCUUGUUUGAAGGCACCAUCUGGAGACCAGCAGGUUCUUCCAGCAGCAAACAGGCGAGCCUGAAGAGCGCGGCGCUGAACGGAAGUGCAGUUUAAAGCUCCAGGAGACCUGGUCACUUGCAGAAACAAGAAGCUGCAGAUUUAUAGAGCUUGGAUAUAAAUCGUUACACCUGGAAACACACACCUGAAUGCAGGACGGGUCUCCCGAUUAUUCCCAGGAAGUAAAAUCACCAACGAUGAGGCGAGCUGAAAAACUCCAAGGUCUGAAUCUGUUCUCAAGGUUCAGCAUCUCAAGGAUAAGGAUGUUUCUGGAAACGUUUCCCAGUUAGCCGACUUACUGGUUACCACCAGGUCAGACCAGCUCCAGCUCAGACCUUCUAUAUGAGUUGAGAUUCUAGCCAGUCAUGAGACCAGAACUGAACCAGUUUGACUCUGAUGGUUUUAUCUGACGAAGCUUUGAGCCAAAUGAUUGUCCCACAUUAGUUUGUAGAGUUUGAUGUAUUGCUUUUAUUAUGAUGUGCGUUUUUAAAUAAAGAAGGUUCCACCCUUCAUUUAGUUCUUUUUAACUCAA
Girardinichthys multiradiatus is the source of this 1635-nucleotide messenger RNA. Its product is annotated as ras-related GTP-binding protein C-like. Lineage: Eukaryota; Metazoa; Chordata; Actinopteri; Cyprinodontiformes; Goodeidae. The record is from RefSeq and is a predicted model, not a curated record. The transcript has 7 exons. Gene Ontology annotation, biological process: regulation of autophagy; cellular response to amino acid stimulus; positive regulation of TOR signaling. Gene Ontology annotation, cellular component: lysosome; Gtr1-Gtr2 GTPase complex; nucleus. The coding region runs from base 6 to 1160 and encodes 384 amino acids. Gene Ontology annotation, molecular function: GTP binding; GTPase activity.